Molecule: messenger RNA, 1722 nt
Organism: Cavia porcellus (domestic guinea pig)
Lineage: Eukaryota; Metazoa; Chordata; Mammalia; Rodentia; Caviidae
Gene: Smpdl3a
Product: sphingomyelin phosphodiesterase acid like 3A
Exons: 8
Coding region: 85-1407 (440 amino acids)
Biological process (GO): sphingomyelin catabolic process
Molecular function (GO): sphingomyelin phosphodiesterase activity
Source: RefSeq, a predicted model, not a curated record
GCCGCAGCUGUUUAUAAAGGGCGGAUCGGGCUCCCCGCGCGCACGUGACCGGCGCGUCCACCCCGCGGCCUCGGCGACGGCUCCAUGGCGCGAGCGCGCGCGCUGCUCGGCUGUCUGCUGUUGGGGCUCGGCUCGGCGCUGCGCGGGGCGCCGGCGGGACAGUUUUGGCACGUGACCGACUUGCAUUUAGACCCUACCUACCAUGUCACCGAUGACCACACCAAGGUGUGCUCCUCGUCCAAAGGUGCCAAUGCCUCCAACCCGGGCCCUUUCGGGGACGUCCUAUGCGAUGCUCCUUAUCGACUCAUUCUGUCAGCAUUCGACUUUAUUAAGAAUUCGGGGCAAGAAGCGUCUUUCAUGAUAUGGACGGGCGACAGCCCACCUCACGUUCCUGUUCCUGAACUCUCCACAGACACUGUUAUAAAGGUGAUCACUAACAUGACAACAACCAUCCAGAGUGUCUUUCCCGAUCUCCAGGUGUUCCCUACGCUGGGCAAUCAUGACUACUGGCCACAGGAUCAGUUGCCUGUAGCCACCAGUCAAGUGUAUGACGCAGUGGCCAACCUCUGGAAAGCAUGGCUGGAUGAAGACGCCCUGAGUACUCUGAGGAAAGGAGGAUUUUACUCCCAGAAAGUCCCACAUAACCCAAACCUGAGGAUCAUCAGUCUAAACACAAACUUGUACUACGGCCCCAACAUCGUGACCCUGAACCAGACUGACCCGGCCAGUCAGUUUGAAUGGCUGGAGAGUACCCUGAACAGCUCUCAGCAAAAUAAAGAGAAGGUGUACAUCAUCGCGCACGUGCCCGUGGGGUACCUGCCUUACUCCAGCGGCAUCACGGCGAUGAGACAGUAUUAUAACGAGAAGCUGGUGGAGCUCUUCAGGAGGUACAGCGCCAUCAUUGAGGGACAGUUCUACGGUCACACACACAGGGACAGCAUCAUGGUUCUUGCCGACGGAGAUGGCCGUCCGUUGAGCUCCUUGUUUGUGUCUCCCGCUGUUACACCUGUGAGGAAUGUGUUUGAAAAGCAGACCAACAACCCCGGGGUCCGCCUCUUUCAGUAUGAGCCUCACAAUUACACGUUAUUGGAUAUGCUGCAGUACUAUCUGAACCUGACGGAAGCAAAUCUGAAGGGAGAAUCUGACUGGCAGCUGGAGUAUGUCCUGACGCAGACCUAUGGCGUUGGAGAUCUGCAGCCUCGGAAUUUAUACGGGCUGGUUAAGCAGUUUGCAGCCCUCGGCAGUAAGCAGUUCCUAAAAUACUACAAUUAUUUCUUUGUGAGUUACGACAGCAGCAUGGUUUGUGAUAAGAAAUGCAAGGCCUUGCAGAUCUGUGCAAUUAUGUAUCUUGAUCAGGCUUCCUACACAGACUGCCUCAAACGGUAUUAUAUAAAGCACAGCCACUAGUGCCUUGGCUCGUGUUGGUGGCAAAUGUAAUGCGACUGUUUCUCAGGCCAGUUUGGGGGAGUUGUUAGGUGAAAUCUUUGCAAAUUACUGAGGAGCACACAGAAUCACUGUCAUUGAUUUGUUUUCUAAUCAUGCCCGGAUGUGGCUACAGAUACCAUUCUAAAUUUUUCUUCUACUGCAUAUACUUGGGCUGCCAUCCAUAGAAUUAUAAUUGGAUGUCAACACCCCACCUUCCAGUUUAUAUCAUCGUACCUAAUUUAUACUUUUGUUGAAAUUGUUACUCAUACAAUAAAGCAAAAGACUUUCCCCCUUUAA